This is a messenger RNA of Rhinopithecus roxellana (golden snub-nosed monkey), 287 nucleotides long. It is a transcript of the gene APELA, whose product is annotated as apelin receptor early endogenous ligand. The record is from RefSeq and is a predicted model, not a curated record. NCBI's taxonomy places the organism in Eukaryota, Metazoa, Chordata, Mammalia, Primates, Cercopithecidae. Gene Ontology annotation, biological process: apelin receptor signaling pathway; heart development. The transcript has 3 exons. Gene Ontology annotation, molecular function: apelin receptor binding. Bases 1 to 165 code for a protein of 54 amino acids.
AUGAGAUUUCAGCAAUUCCUUUUUGCAUUUUUUAUUUUUAUUAUGAGUCUUCUCCUUAUCAGCGGACAGAGACCAGUUAAUUUGACCAUGAGAAGAAAAUUGCGCAAACACAAUUGCCUUCAGAGGAGAUGUAUACCUCUCCAUUCACGAGUACCCUUCCCCUGAGCGUAGGUUCACAAAGUACAGUCCGCAGGCCAGCAACAUCACCUGGGAACCUAGGAAAAAAAUAGCCCUACUGAAUCAGAAGCUGGGGAGGUGGCCCAAGCAAUCUUACACCAAGACCUCCA